AUGGCUGUCUGGCUGUCCAUCAUCCCAGGCAGAAGAAAUGAGGACGGCCUUGAUGUGCUGCUGAAGGACAGAAGAGAAAAGAGCCGGGAGUUCUACCCAACAAAUCGGGAAAGGCUUCCCGAGGGAGUCAGGCCAGACCGGCUGUGCAGGACAGCCUGGCAGCUCGCGGGCUCUGCACCUCUCAGGCCCACUCCAGGGCAGCAGCGGACUCUGAGUGCCAAAGGACUGGCAAGUGGGAAGUUGGCUGAUAUGCUGGUAGAUAAAGUCCAGGUUCUAUACGGGGGGACAGACCUCUUUGAUUACGAGGUGCGCAGGACCUUCAACAAUGACAUGCUCCUGGCCUUCAUCAGCAGCAGCUGCAUCGCGGCCCUCGUCUACAUUCUCACCUCCUGCUCAGUGUUCCUGUCCUUUUUCGGGAUUGCCAGCAUUGGCCUCAGCUGCCUGGUGGCGCUCUUCUUGUACCAUGUGGUCUUUGGUAUCCAGUACCUGGGCAUCCUCAACGGCGUGGCUGCCUUUGUGAUAGUGGGCAUCGGUGUGGACGAUGUCUUUGUGUUCAUCAACACCUACCGCCAGGCCACCCACCUGGAGGACCCCCAGCUGCGGAUGAUCCACACCAUCCAGACGGCAGGCAAGGCCACGUUCUUCACCUCCCUGACCACAGCUGCUGCCUACGCAGCUAAUGUUUUCUCCCAGAUCCCGGCCGUCCACGACUUCGGCCUGUUCAUGUCUCUCAUUGUGUCCUGCUGCUGGCUGGCUGUGCUGUUCACCAUGCCGGCCGCCCUGGGCAUCUGGAGCCUUUACAUGGCACCGCUAGAGAACGCCUGCCAGACCAGCUGCCACCAGAAGUGUGGCCGCAAGAGCUCCCUGCACUUGCCCGGGGAUGUGUUCGCCACUCCUGAGCGGGCUGGGGGCAGCCCUGCCCAGGGCCCCAUGCCCUACCUGGAUGAUGACAUCCCCUUGCUGAACGUUGAGGAGGAGCCAGUGUCGCUGGAGCUGGGAGACGCGUCCCUGGUGUCUAUGCCCCCCGAGAGCCUCCAGCCAGCCCCCGACCGGGGCAGCAGGGGCCAGCUCAUUGCCCAGCUGCAGGAGCUGCUGCACCACUGGGCCCUGUGGUCCGCUGUCAAGAGCCGCUGGGUGAUCGUGGGGCUCUUCGUCUCCGUCCUCAUUCUGUCCCUGGUCUGCGCCAGCCGGCUCCGCCCCGCCAGCCGGGCCCCCCUGCUCUUCCGGCCCGAUACCAACAUCCAGGUGCUGCUGGACCUCAAGUACAACCUGAGCGCUGAGGGCAUAUCCUGCAUCACCUGCUCAGGUCUGUUCCAGGAGAAGCCCCACAGCCUGCAGAACAACAUCCGGACAUCCCUGGAGAAGAAGAAGCGGGGCUCGGGGGUCCCCUGGGCCAGCCGACCUGAGGCCACCCCACAGGACUCCCCAGGCACCGUGUAUGUAUCCAAGGUGAAGAGUAAGGGCCACCCGGCUGUGUACAGGUUCUCCCUCAACGCCAGCCUACCCGCCCCUUGGCAGAUCGUGUCCCCCGGGGACGGGGAGGUACCUUCCUUCCAGGUGUAUAGAGCGCCUUUGGGUAACUUCACCAAGAAGCUGACCGCUUGUAUGUCUACAGUAGGGCUGCUCCAGCCGGCGAGCCCCUCCCGCAAGUGGAUGGUGACAACCUUGGCCUGUGACGCCAAGCGGGGCUGGAAGUUUGACUUCAGCUUCUACGCGGCCGCCAACGAGCUGCAGCACACGCGGAAAGUGUACUUUGCUCAGUCCCACAAGCCCCCUUUCCACGGGCGAGUGUGUGCAGCCCCUCCUGGCUGCCUUCUCAGCUCCAGCCCCGACGGCCCGACCAAAGGCUUCUUCUAUGUGCCCAGUGAGAAAGUGCCCAAGGCCCGCCUCUCGGCCACCUUCGGCUUCAACCCCUGUGUGAACACGGGCUGCGGAAAGCCAGCCGUGCGGCCACUGGUGGAUACAGGGGCCAUGGUCUUCGUGGUCUUUGGCAUUAUUGGCAUCAACCGCACGCGGCAGGUGGACAACCAUGUCAUCGGAGACCCGGGCAGUGUCGUCUAUGACAGCAGCUUUGAUCUCUUCAAAGAAAUUGGGCACCUGUGUCACCUCUGCAAGACCAUCGCGGGGAACUCAGAGCUGGUGAAGCCGGGCGGGGCCCAGUGCCUGCCCUCAGGCUACGGCACCUCCUCCUUCCUGCAGAUGCUGCAUCCUGAAUGCAAGGAGCUGCCUGAGCCCAACCUGCUCCCUGGGCAGCUAUCGCACGGGGCGGUGGGUGUCAAGGAGGGUCGAGUGCAGUGGAUCUCCAUGGCCUUUGAGUCGACCACGUACAAGGGCAAGUCCUCCUUCCAGACGUACUCGGACUAUCUGCGCUGGGAGAGCUUCCUGCAGCAGCAACUGCAGACGUUCCCCGAGGGCUCGGCCCUACGCCGAGGAUUCCAGACCUGUGAGCACUGGAAACAGAUCUUCAUGGAGAUCAUAGGGGUGCAGAGUGCACUGUAUGGCCUGGCCCUAUCCUUGCUCAUCUGUGUGGCAGCGGUGGCCGUGUUCACCACCCACGUUCUCCUCCUCCUGCCAGUGCUCCUGAGUAUCCUGGGUAUCGUCUGCCUUGUGGUGACCAUCAUGUACUGGAGCGGCUGGGAGAUGGGGGCCGUGGAAGCCAUCUCCCUGUCCAUCCUCGUCGGCUCCUCUGUGGAUUACUGCGUCCAUCUGGUUGAGGGCUACCUGCUGGCCGGAGAGAACCUGCCCCCCCACCAGGCUGAGGACGCCCACUCGCAGCGCCAGUGGCGGACCCUGGAGGCCGUGCGGCACGUGGGCGUGGCCAUCGUGUCCAGCGCCCUCACCACGGUCAUCGCCACGGUGCCCCUCUUCUUCUGCAUCAUCGCCCCGUUUGCCAAGUUCGGCAAGAUCGUCGCGCUCAACACAGGCGUGUCCAUCCUCUACACGCUCACGGUCAGCACGGCCCUGCUCGGCAUCAUGGCGCCUGGCUCCUUCACCCGGACCAGGACUUCCUUCCUCAAAGCCCUGGGCGCUGUGCUCCUGGCGGGGGCCCUGGGGCUGGCUGCCUGUCUCGUGCUCCUUCGGAGCGGCUAUAAGAUCCCCCUGCCCACUGGGGCCUCCCUAUAG
Messenger RNA from Callorhinus ursinus (northern fur seal), 3123 nucleotides. RefSeq names its product dispatched RND transporter family member 3 (gene DISP3). NCBI's taxonomy places the organism in Eukaryota, Metazoa, Chordata, Mammalia, Carnivora, Otariidae. The record is from RefSeq and is a predicted model, not a curated record. Gene Ontology annotation, cellular component: cytoplasm; membrane.